Messenger RNA from Symbiodinium sp. CCMP2456, 2568 nucleotides. Lineage: Eukaryota; Dinophyceae; Suessiales; Symbiodiniaceae. The record is from the annotation of a GenBank genome assembly.
AUGCGAUCGGUCGUAACUCGCUGCGCUCUAGUUGUCGCUUUGGUGUUGGCGGCGUCGUACGGUUUCGCCGAGCAUGUCUGUCGUUACUGCCAGGCCGGCGCCGCGGCGGAGGCCGCCAAGCAUGGCCCGCACUACGCGCCGGACCGUGUGGUCGAUGUGAAGCACAUCAAGAUCGACGUGACGCCCGACUUCGCGGCGAAGACGAUCCACGCCACGACGACGCUCGAGUUCGCGCCCAUCGCCAAGCCAGCGCGGCUGGUGACGCUCAACGCCGUGGGCCUGCGCGUCGAGAAGAUCGACGCCAGCCGCAAGCUCGCCGAGCACUCUUCGACGGGCGAACACCUCAAGCUGCUCUUCGAAGAGCCGAUCCCCGUCGGCGAGACGGUGAAGGUCGCCAUCACUUACACGGCCGAACCGAAGAAGGGGCUCUACUUCCGCACCGAGGACAUGGGCUACCCCAAGGGUGAGGAUCAUAUCUGGACGCAGGGCGAAACGCACGAAGCGCCGCACUGGUUCCCCUGCUUCGAUUACCCGAACGAGCGUUCGACAACCGAGGUCAUCUGCCGUGUGCCGGAAGAGAUGACGGCGCUCUCGAACGGGAAGCUCAUCGACGAGACCGUUGAUGAAGCGACCGGCCUCAAGGCCGUCCACUGGCGCCAAGGGAAGCCGCACGUGAAUUACCUCGUCUGCUUGUGCGCGGGGCACUUCGCGAAGCUCGAGAAGGAAGCGUCGGGCGUGCGGUUGGGCUUCUACACGCAGCCGAGCUUCAUCGACGAGGCGCCGAACUCGUUCCAGGACACGGCCGCGAUCCUCGAGUUCUUCCAGGAGGAGAUCGGCGUCCCGUACCCGUGGGACAAGUACGACCAGGUCACUAUCCUGGACUACAACUGGGGCGGCAUGGAAAACACCACGCUCACCACCCUCACGCACGAGACGGUCUACUCCGACGCCACCGAGAACGUCCGCUCUUCGCAGGGGCUCGACGCCCACGAGUUCGCCCACCAGUGGUUCGGCGACUACGUCACUUGUAAAGAUUGGAGCCACAUCUGGCUCAACGAGGGCUUCGCCACCUACUACACGCACCUCUACGCCGGCCACAAGGACGGCCGCGACGCGCUGCUCUAUGGUCUGUGGCGUGACGCGACCGGUUCGGUGCUGCCGGCGAUCAUCAAGAACGGCGACACGAAGCCGAUCGUCUACCGCAAUUACGCCGAGGCGUUCGACCAGUUCGACUACCGCGCGUACCCCAAGGGGAGCUGGGUGCUGCACAUGCUCCGCAGCCGCCUGGGCGAGGACCUGUAUCGCGAAGCGAUCAAGAAGUACCUCGAGCGCCACGCGUUGUCGAGCGUCGUGACGGACGACCUGCGGCAGGUGCUCGAAGAGGUGUCGGGCCAGCCGCUCGACGCGUUCUUCGACCAGUGGGUCUACCACGGCGGCGCGCCGAAGCUCGAGGUGUCGCACGAUUGGAAGCCCGAGGAGAAGCUCCUCCGCGUCACGGUUAAGCAAGGCGAGCCGAUCGAGGGGAAGACGAUGCUGUUCACGUUCCCUGUAAUGCUCCGCGCCCACGUCGGCGACGAGGUCGUCGAUCACGAGGUCGAGAUCACCAAGACCGAGCAAGACUUCUACUUUAAGCUCGACGCACAGCCCGACGUCGUCCGCUUCGACCCGCAGUUCACCGUGCUGGCGGAGGUGAAGCACGAGAAGUCGGAAGAGAUGCUCGAGAAGCAGCUUCAGCUCGCCGACGACAUGAUCGGCCGGCUUCUCGCCGCCGAGGCCCUCGGCGAGAAGGAUAGCAAGGCGGCGACCAAGGCGCUCGCCGCGGCGCUGGGCGAGGACAAGUUCUACGGCGUCCGCAUCGCGGCGAGCAAAGCCCUCGGAGAGCAGGGGACCGACGACGCGCUCGACGCGUUGCUCGCCGGUCGCGAGCAGUCCGACGCGCGCGUCCGGCUGCAAGUGGUCGAAGACAUCGGCAAGUUCUUCGAUACGAAGGCGUACGAAGUAUUGAAUGCCGUUGUGGCGAACGAGAAGAACCCCGACAUCGUCGCCGCGGCGCUCAGCGGCCUCGCCAAGUACCCCGAAGCGGCGGCCGGCGAGGCGAUCGCAAGAGCGCUCGAUAGCGAAUCCUUCCAGAACCAACUCGCCAUCGCCGCGGCGCGGGCGCUCGGCAAGCGGCGCGACCCGGCGCUCCGCGACCGUCGAUUUGAGUUGCCGGGGCGUCGCUAUGGCGAGGUGCUGGUGGGCGUCGGUCGAGUCGGGCGUGAACUUGAGGACAAGACGAUCGUGCGUGAGUUCCUCGCGGAGCUGCUCCAGGACCCCGUGAUCGCGGUGCGACUCGGCGCGAUCGAAGGGCUGGGCGAACUCGGCGACAAGCGCGCGAAGCCGCUGCUGGGCGACCUCGCCGCCACCUCGGGCAAAGAAGCGACCACUGCCAAGAAAGCGCUCCAGCGCCUCAACGCCACGCCGAGCGAUCCGCCCGAAGCGGUCGAGGACCUGCGCGAGCAACUCGACAAGUUGCGUGACGAGCAGAAGGAGUUGAAGAAGCAGGUCGAGCAGCUGCAGGCGACGUGA